Vespa mandarinia (Asian giant hornet) is the source of this 668-nucleotide messenger RNA. Its product is annotated as odorant receptor 4-like. Gene Ontology annotation, biological process: sensory perception of smell; detection of chemical stimulus involved in sensory perception of smell. Gene Ontology annotation, molecular function: olfactory receptor activity; odorant binding. Lineage: Eukaryota; Metazoa; Arthropoda; Insecta; Hymenoptera; Vespidae. The record is from RefSeq and is a predicted model, not a curated record. Gene Ontology annotation, cellular component: plasma membrane.
UACGAUGGGAGUCAUUUCGAUUACCGAAAACAUAUCGGAUAUGGAAUAUGUUAUUGCUUGCUUUGAAGAGAACUUGUUCAAUUUUAUGACGCUAUUGAAGAUAUCCAUAUGCAGAAUUAAUAGCAAUUCGUUGGCCGAAAUUUUAAAGGAAGUCAAAAUCGAUCUUAUUCCAGAAAGAUACAAAACCGAUGAGGAAAAGAUUGCUUUUUUAAAUUAUAACAAUUUUAGUCUAAAGCUCGUUAAGUUGAGUAUAGGAGCAAGCAGCACAGCCGCUUUGCUGUAUUAUCUGUCCCUUUCAGCUACCAACAUUGAAAUGGUCCUUGCAAAUUCAUCUUACGGAUACGUAUUGCCAUACAAAAUUCGUACGCUGAUCGUACCGACAAAUCUAAUAAUCUACAUCUGUCUUUGUCUAUAUCAAUUUAUAACAGUACUAAUUACAGUCUUCGGUUAUGUCGGAACUGAUUGUCUAUUAAUCAGUUUGGUACUCCAUGUCAGCGGUGUUUUCUCUGCACUUUCCUCCAAAGUAAAGCACGUUUUGGACAAUCCGGAGAAUCGUAAACGUCGAAUAAAGAAAUUAAUAUUAAGACACAUACGUCUAGUACGGUAAUAAUAAUAAAUAAUGACAACAACAACAAAAUACAAAAACAAUAAUAAUAAUAGUAUUAAUA